Molecule: messenger RNA, 3948 nt
Organism: Beta vulgaris subsp. vulgaris (sugar beet)
Lineage: Eukaryota; Viridiplantae; Streptophyta; Magnoliopsida; Caryophyllales; Amaranthaceae
Product: C2 and GRAM domain-containing protein At1g03370
Exons: 9
Coding region: 476-3448 (990 amino acids)
Source: RefSeq, a predicted model, not a curated record
CCAGGGUACACUACUCUUUUCUAAGAAAAGUCCGCGUUUUCCCUUCUUCUUCGUUUCUUCCCUCCUCUCUCUCUCUCAUCUUUCUUAAUUUCCCAAUUUCUCUCUCCUAAAUUCAUCUCAUUUCAAUUCAAAUUAGGGUUCUAUCAUUCCAUCAAUUUCCUCUUUUUCUUCUCAAUUGAUUUUGUAUUUAUUGAUUAAUUACUCAAUCAUAUACAUAUUAUUUCAAUUGUAUUGUAUUGUAAUUACCUUCUUCUGGAGUUCGAUCAUUUUUUUGCAAUCACCGUACUCCUCAAUUUCAUAAUCAUAAUCUGUGUAUAUUUAAAUUUGAUUAUUUUUGGUUAUUACUUACUACUAACUGCAAUUUUUCUCUUGCAUUCUUCAAUUUUGGAACAAAUUACAGAUACAAUUAGUUUAAUAUGAGCUGCGUAGGAUAGUAAUUUGGUUUAGAAAGAGAGAAAAACAAAAGAGGGGGAAAAUGAAAUUAGUGGUAAAAGUGAUUGAAGCAAGAAAUGUACCAGCAAUGGAUCUAAAUGGGCUGAGUGAUCCAUACGUUAGAAUACAUUUGGGAAAACAAAGGUUUCGAACGAAGGUGGUGAAGAAAUGCUUGAAUCCUUACUGGGGAGACGAAUUCUGUUUUCGGGUGGAUGAUUUGAGUGAUGAACUAGUGAUCUCUGUAUUGGAUGAGGAUAAAUACUUCAAUGAUGAUUUUAUUGGACUUGUUAAAUUCCCUGUUUCCAGGGUUUUUGAUUCUCCUGAUAAGUCCCUUGGCACUUCCUGGUACUCUUUGUUACCCAAGAAUAAGAAGUCGAAACCCAAGGAUUGCGGUGAAAUUUGCCUCCACAUAAAUCUUUCUCAGAAUAGUUCUUCAAUAGAUUUACCCAACGCUACUGUUGCUCCUGUGCAAAUGCCUGUGAGAAAUGACAUUACAAAAGGUGAAUUACUUUCAGCAUCUUCGAGUUCAAGAUCAUCUUCUCCGAAAUCGGAGGCUAAUUUUGGUAAGAAUGAUGAACUCUUUAGUCAGAAAUCUGACCAAGCCGAAACUUCUAACUCGGAAGUCAAUGAGGGCUCUUCUGGUGACCACCUUUCUUCUGCCUCUUUUGAUGACCUAAUGAAGACUAUGGAAGGGAAGGACCAGGGAAUUGACCUUCCAACCAACUUAGCCGGAGGGGUACUUUUAGAUCAGCUGUACUUGGUCACCCCUGCUGAGCUCAACGCUCUAAUUUUUUCCCCUGAUUCAAAAUUUCCACAAGCUCUUGCAGAAUUCCAGGGAAAGACAGAUUUGCAUUUUGCGCAGUGGGAGUUUGAAAAUGAAUGCUUGAAAAGACAGAACACCUACCUUACGCCGCCAUCAAAACUAUCAAAGUCUUUAAAGGCUUUUGAGACUCAAACCUAUAAAGUAGCCAAUGGGAAGUCUUUUGCAAUUUUAAUCAGCGUCAGCACUCCAGAUGUCAUUUAUGGGAGCACCUUUAGAGUGGAGAUGCUUUACUGUAUCAUGCCUGGACCUGAGUUGGAAUCUGGAGAACAAUCCUCACGCUUACUGGCAUCCUGGGGAAUGAAUUUUGUUCAGAGCACUAUGAUGAAGGGAAUGAUUGAGAAUGGUGCCCGGCCAGCGGUUAAGGAGAGUUUUGAUCAGUUUUCUAGUUUUUUGUCUCAACAUGUCAAACCUAUUGAUCAGAAGGACACUGGAUCCCAGAAGGAUCAGGUUCUUGCAUCUUUGCAAGCAGAACCACAGUCAGAUUGGAAGCUGGCUGUUCAAUAUUUUGCUAAUUUCACAGUGGUGUCUACCAUCAUUAUUGGGAUUUAUGUCCUCAUCCAUAUCUGUAUAACAGCACCAAGCACUAUUCAGGGUCUCGAAUUUGUUGGACUGGACUUGCCUGAUUCAAUUGGAGAAGUUAUAGUUUGUGGUGUUCUGGUCCUUCAAGCUAAGAGGAUGUUUGAGUUGGUAGCACGCUUCAUGCAGGCCAGAUUGCAGAAGGGCAGCGAUCAUGGAGUUAAAGCACAAGGAGAUGGAUGGCUGCUCACUGUUGCACUAAUUGAGGGAAGCAACCUAGCAGCAGUUGACUCGAGUGGUUUCUCUGAUCCAUAUGUAGUUUUUACUUGUAAUGGGAGAACUAAAACAAGCUCAAUCAAGUUUCAGAAGCUAGAUCCUCAAUGGAACGAAAUAUUUGAAUUUGACGCCAUGGAUGAGCCGCCAUCAGUUCUAGAAGUGGAGGUUUUUGAUUUUGACGGACCUUUUGAUGAAGCAACUUCUUUAGGACACGCUGAAAUAAAUUUUCUCAAGGCUAAUAUAUCAGAGCUAGCAGAUGUAUGGGUUCCUCUUCAAGGAAAGCUAGCACAGUCAUGGCAGUCAAAACUGAGAUUAAGGAUAUUUUUGGACGACACAAGAGGUGGUAAUGCUGUCAGAGAAUACCUCGAAAAAAUGGAAAAGGAGGUCGGAAAGAAGAUAGGUCGGCGAUCACCUCAGACCAAUUCAGCAUUUCAAAAGCUAUUUUGCCUUCCACCAGAGGAAUUUCUAAUCAAUGAUUUCACUUGCCAUCUGAAGCGCAAGAUGCCACUGCAGGGACGUCUUUUUCUAUCACCAAGAGUAAUAGGAUUCCAUGCUACCCUGUUUAGACAUAAAACAAACUUCUUUAUUCUUUGGGAGGAUGUAGAGGACAUUCAAGUGGCUUCUCCUAAUCUAUCUUCAAUGGGGAGCCCGAUCAUUGUCAUAACUCUUCGUAAGGGAAGAGGCUUAGAUGCAAAGCAUGGAGCAAGGACACAGGAUGAAGAAGGGAGGCUGAAAUAUUAUUUCCAUUCCUUUGUGUCUUUCAACAUGGCACACAGAACUAUUAUGGCCCUUUGGAAGGCAAGAUCCUUGAGCCCUGAGCAGAAGGUGAAGAUUGUUGAAGAAGAUUCUGAAACUACCAGUCUCCAUACAGAAGAGAAUGGAAUCUUUUUGGGUGAUGAGGAUGUUAGCAUGACUGAGGUUUAUUCUUCUGCUAUCUCUGUUCCGAUGAACUUCUUGAUGGAGCUAUUUAGUGGAGGUGAAGUUGACCGAAGAGUUAUGGAGAAAGCUGGAUGCCUUGAUUAUUCUUGUUCUCCCUGGGAAGCAGAUAAAGAUUUAUUCGGAAGGCAAGUGUGCUACAAAUUUGACAAGCGUAUAUCUAGUUACAGAGGAGAAGUGACCAGCACACAACAAAAAUCUCCUCUUCCUGAUAAAAAUGGCUGGCUCAUUGAAGAGGUCUUGACGCUCCAUGGGAUUCCUCUUAGUGACCACUAUAAUCUCCAUCUCAGAUACCAGCUUGAGGAUAGAUCAAAGGGUUGUCAUGUGAAAGUUUCUUUUGGAAUUGCUUGGUUGAAGAGCACCAAACAUCAGAAAAGGAUAUCUAAAAACGUACUAUCAAAUCUGGCAGAUCGUCUGAAUGUGAUGUUUGCUACUGUCGAAAAAGAAUAUGUGAAUGGAAGAUAGAGGCUCCAGCAUUGAACCAUGCUUUUCACAUCUCAAGUCCUCGCGAGAUGCAUCAUCAUCACCCGUGAACGUCUCUUUUGAGAAGAGAGGCAACCGUUGUCAGCAGAAACAAAGUCUUAACUGAUGCAGAUAGUCAAAUUUCAGGCGCAGCGUUCUCUGUAUGUAGCCAGCCAUCGUGAGCCGACUGACGCUAGAUAGAGAGUGAAGAAUUGUUGGUUUGACGAGUUUUUGGUGCUGAUUACUGUAUAUUCAAACGCUUGUUGUAACACUAGAUGGAGAGUGAGAAAUCCAACUGACAGCAAUGUUUUUUGAACUGCAAGGCGUCAGAAUUCAAAUGUGGAUAAUUCUUUGUCAAUUUUACACUAGAAAAAUUAAUGUAAACUGUCCCAAUUAUGGCUAUCUUUCCAAUGUAAAGUCCCAGCUAUUGAUUAUUCUACAAUAUGCUAAACUUUAAGAUGUAUUAUACAUAUGUGCCAUGUGGCCUUGGAUGACUUGCGCAA